AUGUGCCCGGUGGCGCCGCGCGCGCCCGACGCGGGAACAGAUCCCAGGCGCUCAGUCGCACAAUUACAGCAAGCUGAGCGAGCCUCGAGUGGAGCUCAACAGGCAGUAAAUCAGGGCGCCGGCCGCGCGCCGCCAGCCGCAGUCACCGCGCUACGCAGUCGCGGGCCCGCGAGGGAUCGCUCUGUUUGCACAACCCGAUACCGAAUGUACCUAAUUGAGCCGGCAGGCGACACGGCUGACACACGCGACACGGCUGACACACGCGACACGGGUGACAUACGCGACACGGGUGACACAAGCGACACGACUGACACACGCGACACGGGUGACACACGCGACACGGGUGACAUACGCGACACGGGUGACACAAGCGACACGGCUGACACACGCGGCACGGCUGACACACGCGACAUGGCUGACACACGCGACACGGCUGACACACGCGGCACGGCUGACACACGCGACACGUGUGACAUACGCGACACGGGUGACACAAGCGACACGGCUGACACACGCGACACGGGUGACAUACGCGACACGAGUGACACAAGCGACACGGCUGACACACGCGACACGGCUACUGGCAUCCCCGACACGGCUGACACCCGAGACACGGCUGACACUCGCGACAUGGCUACUGGCAUCCCCGACACGGCUGCUGAAACACGCGACACGGCUGCUGACACACGCGACACGGCUGACACACGCGACACGGCUGACACACGCGACACGGCUGACACACGAGACACGGCUGACACACGCGACACGGCUGACACACGCGACACGGCUGACACACGCGACACGGCUGACACACGCGACACGGCUGACACACGCGACACGGCUGACACACGCGACACGGCUGACACACGCGACACGGCUGACACACGCGACACGGCUGACACACGCGACACGGCUGACACACGCGACACGGCUGACACACGAGACACGGCUGACACACGCGACACGGCUGACACACGCGACACGGCUGACACACGAGACACGGCUGACACACGCGGCAUGGCUGACACACGCGACACGGCUGACACACGAGACACGGCUGACACACGCGACACGGCUGACACACGCGACACGGCUGACACACGCGACACGGCUGACACACGAGACACGGCUGACACACGCGACACGGCUGACACACGCGACACGGCUGACACACGCGACACGGCUGACACACGCGACACGGCUGACACACAUGACACCGGUGGCCCAAUCUCAUUUUCAUAA
Molecule: messenger RNA, 1242 nt
Organism: Spodoptera exigua (beet armyworm)
Lineage: Eukaryota; Metazoa; Arthropoda; Insecta; Lepidoptera; Noctuidae
Source: the annotation of a GenBank genome assembly